AAAAUAAUAAGCUUUGGUAAAACCCUAAACUUUCGUUUCCAAGAUGCAAUUUCUAGCUUCUCUCGUUUCCAAUUCCAGAAAGUUUGGUCGGAGAUGGGAUCGAGCUCUCUCGUUGCAUCAUUUCUCUUCGAAUGCGACACCAGCUUCGAUAUCAAAUCCAGCGUUCGUCGAGUUUCUCAGGGACAAUGGGUUCCAGAAACCUCUAGCAAUUGCCAUCGCAAUGCGUUACCCUAACCUCAAAUCCCUAGAACAACCUCGGUCAGUGAUUCAAAUGCUUAAAAGUUACAGUUUUUCCGAUACCCAGAUCCAGAAAUCGAUCCGGGUCCAUCCUCGAAUGAUGUUCUACAACGUGGAGAAAAUUCUAGAACCCAAACUUCGAUUCUUUAAAGAUAUUGGAUUUACUGGCUCUGGUCUUGGUAAGUUCGUCUCUCAAAACUCAUCAGUCGUUGGUGUAAGUCUAGUGAAGAAAUUGAUUCCUACCGUUGAGAUUCUGAAAUCGAUUGUUGCCCCAAAACAUGAAGACCUUCCUGUCAUUCUUAGUAGAUGUGGUUGGCUUCUUCUCAGUAGAGACCCUAACUUGUUUCUCUUACCAAACAUCUCAUACCUUGAAACCUGUGGAAUUGUUGGGUCUCAGCUUGCUUCUUUACUUAGAAGACAGCCAAGAAUCUUCAAUCUCUCUGAGGAAAAACUCAGAGGAUAUGUCUCUCGUGCUUUGGAUCUUGGUUUUACUUUGAACUCGAGGAUGCUUGUGCACGCUGUUAUCUCGUUAAGUUCUUUGAGCGAGAAAACGUUUGAUCGAAAGGUUAAGUUGUUUAUGGCUAAUGGAUUCUCUGAAGAUGAGAUAACAGAUAUUAUACGAAGAUCUCCAGGUUUGAUCCGGUGCUCAGAAGAUAAGCUUACACUGGGGUUUGAGUUUUACUUGAAGAGAAUGGGGUUAGAGAGGGAAGCUUUGGCGAAACGUCCUUGUGUGUUGUCGUAUAAUCUUGAGAAGAGGGUGAUUCCUAGGCUUAAAGUUUUGCAGAUCUUGAGGGAAAAAGGGUUGUUGUUAAAAGAGGAGAAGAAGAAGAAGAACAUGGUUGGCAUUGUUGAGAUGACUGAGGAAGCUUUUCUAGAGAAAUAUGUUGUGAGAUUUGGAGAUGAGAUUGCUGAGGAACUGCUGGUUGCUUACAAGUGCGUGUGUUUAGUCGAUGAAACGCUACUUGAUCGUAUCAAGAUCUAAUUGUAGAUUUCACAAGUCCAAACUUGAAAUUUUGUCAUUGUAUCCAAACUUCGCUCAUCCGUAACUGUGUUGAACAUUAUAAUUUGGAAGUAACUCUUAAAUCACCCUUUAUUACGAGCUUGAAGCUUCUCAUAUAAUAA
Messenger RNA from Arabidopsis thaliana (thale cress), 1359 nucleotides. RefSeq names its product Mitochondrial transcription termination factor family protein. The record is from RefSeq and is marked reviewed. Lineage: Eukaryota; Viridiplantae; Streptophyta; Magnoliopsida; Brassicales; Brassicaceae. Bases 44 to 1219 code for a protein of 391 amino acids. Gene Ontology annotation, molecular function: nucleic acid binding. The transcript has a single exon. Gene Ontology annotation, cellular component: cytoplasm.